AUGUCGGAAUCACAACUUGACAUCGAAGCACUUCGGGCAAAGUUCCCUGCUCUCCAACAGGAUCAAGUCUUUCUCGACAAUGCUGGCGGGAGUCAAAUUCUCGGGGCUGCAGCUGACUCGAUACGAGAUUACCUCAUCACGUCGAAUGUGCAGAUGGGCGCCUCGUAUGGCGUAGGCAAACUCUCAGCAACAAAAGUGAACAAGGGCUACGAAGCGGCCGCACGAUACAUCAAUGCACUGCCUGAUGAAAUUGUCUAUGGCGCCUCUUCAACCCAAUUACUACGCAACCUGGCACUGGGCCUCACCUUUGCUCAAGGCGACGAGAUCAUCGUAUCAACUCUCGAUCACGAGGCAAACAUCGCACCAUGGCUAGACCUGGCCGAGCGACAAGGACUAAACAUCAAGUGGUGGACUCCACAAGGACAAGGCAACAAUCCAAGGCUCACAGUCGAGAGCUUAAGGCCGCUCUUGUCCGAUAGGACGAGAUUCCUGGCUUUGACUCACUGUACCAACCUGCUUGGAUCAAUCCACGAUGUCAAGGCCAUCGCUGCAGCUGCUCACGAGUAUCCGAAUGUCCUCGUCUGUGUUGAUGGAGUAGCUUAUGCGCCUCACCGACCCAUCGACGUCAAGGAUCUUGGAGUCGACUUCUACUGCCUUUCAUGGUACAAAGUCUUUGGUCCACACAUCGCAAUGCUCUACGGUAGCCGUGAGGCUCAGAAGCAGCUUCGUCCACUGGGCCACUACUUCAACCCCGCCGAAAGUCUAUCCGAUAAGGCUGGAUUCUCUGCUGGAAACUAUGAGCUGAUAGCGAGUAUAUCAGUCGUGGUUGACCAUCUUUUGGCUGAAAGCUGGGAUAAGAGUAUCGCGCAAGAGACGGAAAUCCAAAAAUUACUACUCGAAUACCUGGACAAACGAGAUGACGCAAAGAUUUACGGAGAACCGAGCUCAGAUCCCAGCAAGCGUUUACCUAUCGUCAGCUUCACUAUUGAUGGGUGGAACUCUCGAAGUGUCGUAGCGGCUAUCGAAGCCAACUCGAAUCUCGGGUUGAAGCAUGGUCACUUUUACUCUCAUCGUUUGGUAAAGGAGGUUCUUGAUCUUGACACAACUGAUGGCGUUGUGCGAGUGAGCAUGGCACAUUAUAAUACUCGCGAGGAGAUUCAGACCGUUAUAGAUACCUUGCAGAACAUCAUUGUCAAGCGAUGA
Molecule: messenger RNA, 1203 nt
Organism: Fusarium musae
Lineage: Eukaryota; Fungi; Ascomycota; Sordariomycetes; Hypocreales; Nectriaceae
Product: putative secondary metabolism biosynthetic enzyme
Exons: 4
Coding region: 1-1203 (400 amino acids)
Source: RefSeq, a predicted model, not a curated record